UGAUCUUAUUAGAGAUGUGCUUUUAAGGUUCAUUAUGAACAAGUUUGCUUUCUUUUGAAGUUUAAUAAAAGUUCUUUUAUGUUUUAUUUUCACUAUUGCAACUGUUCCGUUGAGUAUUUGUUCUAGUCUUCGUCCCCAUUUUGAGAUAGUUGUGUUUGUGUAAUGCAUGUUUUGAUUGAGUUUUCGAAGUGUGUUUCAGUUUGUGUCCUUUGUAUUGUAUUUAUAUUUUAGCAAUCAAGAGUCUAUAAGUGUUUCAUGAAACAAGAUAACAGGUUCAUAUUUUCGGGUAAUAAUAGGUAUUUCGGGUAGUAUGAGUAGUUUGGAUAACCAAAACCCAGUUUAGUACCGAACCCGAAGAUUAAAUGGGUUUAGCCGGGUUUAGGAUGUGCUACAGAAUCCGACCCGAACCCGACAAAACCCGAACCGAGACUGAACAGAACUUUUAUAAUACCCGAUUGGGGCUGAUUUUUGUAAACCCGAAAAACCGAAACUCGAUUAGAACCGAUCCGAACCCGAAUGGUCACCCGAUUGCCCACGCCUAGACCAAAGGUUAGGAGAGGUACGUGGAGUGUUUCUUAUGCAAUGGUUUUGGGGAUGGACACAAAACAUGACUUUUAAUUCCACCUCAACGUUAUUUUUUCUGUAAUGCAAGAACUAUAUCCAGAGCUAUAACACAAAUUACAGUAUAGGUUAUCUCUACAAAAUAUGUGUAUUUAGUAUAUUUUUUGUACAGUAAUUUUACGAGUAUCUCUUUAAACAGAACAACCAAUAAGAUCAAUAGCUACUUGACUCGGGGUACUAGCUUCACACACCCUAAUAUGAGUACUAGACCUUAGAACCUCUCUUCCUAUAUCUUCGUGUUUUCACUCACCUAACAAAUUAUACAAACCCACUAUGCCAUAAUACAAAUAUAUAUGAGUGAUAAAACCUAGUAUACGGUUUUAAAUAGCCUACUUAUAUUUAGUAUGAAUUGGCUAAUCUUAGCCCACAAGAGAUAUUCUAAAAUAUCUAGAAUAUUUGAUAAAACUCUACUGAAUCUUUUGAAAAUCUUCUUUGAUAAGUUUUUUCUUCUCCAAAGUAAAUCUCUGAAUUGCUCCCAAAUAAUUUUCAGAUUAGCUCCAACUCAGUUACAGCUCCAUUUUUCGAGUCAGCUACUCAACUACGUCUCAAUCACUCAAUCACUAUAUUUUCAACUGGUUCAAGUCGUUUGUCGUAUCUUUGCAUCUUCACGGUCCUUCACCUACCCGACGUAUUUUUUAACUUUAAUCUUUCACUUCUGUACUCUCUCUAUAUUAAUCACCUGGACUGUUUCUCCUUUCACUCAUCCACCUCUCUCACUCAAAGGUCCAAAAGUUGUUUUUUGUUCUUCUCUCUUCUCUCUUUUAGAAAAGAUAUUGAAAAGAUAUGGGAAAGGCUCCUUGUUGCGAGAAAAUAGGGCUGAAGAGAGGGAGAUGGAUCAACGGUGAAGGUUCUUGGCGGUCAUUGCCUAAGAAAGCUGGAUUGUUGAGAUGUGGAAAGAGCUGUAGACUAAGGUGGAUAAACUAUUUGAGAAUGAACUUGAAAAGAGGCAAUAUCACAGCCGAGGAAGAAGACACCAUCUUCAAGUUGCAUUCCCUUAUUGGCAACAGUUGGUCGCUUAUUGCAAAACAACUACCCGGAAGAACAGACAACGAAAUUAAAAAUUAUUGGAACUCACAUCUCAGCCGCAAAAUCUACUCCUAUGGAGUGAAUAACGAUAACAAUACCAAAAAGAAGAAGGGAAGAACUAGUAGGUCAUCCAUGAAGAAACACAAGCAAAUGGUGAUGGCCUUGCAAUGUUUACCACAAUCGAAAGACUUAGAUAGUGAGAACACUGAUAUAGGGCACAUUAAUGGUAACUUCGAAGGAGAGUCUUUGGAGCCAUACGAGUGGUUGGAUGGUGAGAUGGAGCGGUUCAUGAAUAGCUUAGUCUGGGAAUGUUCUAAUGAAGAGGCUGUGAUUGAAGUGAAUCAUGAUGAGUCCGGUCAGAAUGAGAGUGGGGACAAUAGUAGUUGUCGUGUGGAUUUGGUUACGAAAGAUAAAGAGAAUCUUGGGAACAAAGUGACUGAUCAUGACGCGAGUGUGGAAAACAAAAGAGACAAAAGUGUUUUGAGUUCGAGUUCAAAUGAAAAUGGUGGUACAGAUUGGUGGGUUGGUCUCUGUGAUACUUCAGAAGUUGGGUUCGGUAUUGAUGAGGAGUUGCUUGAAUGGGACUUUUAAGAUAACGUGACUUGUUGUCGAAGUGAUGAUCUCUGGGAUCUCUCAGAUAUUGGAGAUAUCACAAUCCAGUGAUAUUACUAGCAAGUGGAUCGUACAAGAGAACGCGUAUUAACCCAAUGAACAUCGAUCUUUUGAUUAUAAAGUUCAGUAUUUUGUUUGGUUAUAGUGUUUCUUGAAGAUAUGUAGUAGCUUGUUGGAGUGUGAGAGUUAAAUAGGAUAAAUGUUUGAUAAACGUUAUGAUUGUUUCCCUUUUUAUUUUCGUGAUUCCUUACUCUGUUUUGUUGCUAUUAGUAGUUUUGUUGGAUUUUCAUUUUCGUUGAUAUUAUUGCGAAAUAUUGAUGAAAAUAGUGCAAUUUAUUUUCAGUUUAAACUAAAAUAAUAUGACUAAUAUCAAAGAAGAUAACAUUUCUAUCUAUAAAGAUUACAUGUUUUAAGAGGAUUAUAUAAUAAUGUAUAUUAGAGUUCGAUCGAUAUUUGUUUUUUUAUUAUAUUUUUUAGCGUUUUAGUAUUAACAUGUUAUUCAGUUUUGACAUUUGUUUAUUUUGUUCAAUGUGUUUAGCUUCUAAGCUUUAUAAGUUAUGAGUUUAUGUAUAUCUUUUUGUGGGUUAAUGUUUUUAUUCAUUUUAUUUUAGUAAACAUUAAAACAUAACAUAAUAGAGUAAUAAGAAUACUUCUAUAUUUUGAUUUGAAGUUAUAUAUAAAGUUCAAAGUUGAUAUUGAGAUUUUUUAAAAUAAAGACAGGUUUAGACAAAAACAUUAAAAAAUAAGUUUAGCUUUUUGAAAAUUUUAAUUAGUUAAUAAUUUAAGUUAAUGAAUUAGAUUAGUAAUAUACGAUAUGUGCUAAACCAAAAUUAAAAUAUCAACUUAUGGUAUUUUGCCAAUAAAAUCUCAUUUGUAUAAUAUUUUAUAGUGGAAUGACAAUGAAUCAAAAUACCAACUUUUAUUAUGGUAUUUGAAACUUAAAAAAAAAUAUAUAAAUUAUAAUAUUUCAUAAAACGAUAAAAUGACAAAUUAUAGUAAUUUUAAAAUAAAUAUUUUAUUUAAAUAAAUAUUUAAAUUUAAAAAAAAAAAUCAAGAAUACUGAAAUUUCUUUUUUUAAAAAAAAAAACCUUAAAAUCUGUAACAAAUCUUUCUAGGAUUUACUCAAAUUUCGGAUUUUUUUUUAUUUAUUCAAACCUUGAAUUUUCUAAAAAAAUUGAUUCAAUAAGCCCCACUAUAUACAAACAUAUGGGAGAGAGGAAGUGUAAAAUAAUAUUCCUUUUUCGAAUAUCUAAAAUCGGUUACAUAUAAAUUAUGGUUAUCUAUUGAUAGAAAAGUCCAUCAACGAUUACAUUCAAACAUAAUGCUCAAAGUCCAAUAUAAGCCCAAUUGAACAGUAACAUUGCUGGAAGAUCACGGCUUCACUAACACGCCGUCUUCGUAAUUCUGACUUCACCGGUGCUCUUUGAACGCCUUUGUCCAGCUCCUCCCUUCAAGCAAUUCAUCUUUGAAGUUGAAUGAUUCUUCAUCUAUAUCCUUUACUUUUGUCAAUCAAAUACGACAUAAACUAAACAACCGAUCAAAUCAACAACUUAAUAUAGAAAACAAAGCACCAAACGAUUUGAUCAUAAAUAAAAAAAAGAGUCGAUCUCUAAGAGAUAAGAUUUUAUUAAAAGCCAACACAAUCCCCAAACGGAAAAGAUAAACCGAUGACCAGAAAGACGAAUCAGACUUCAUGAGAUUAUGCUGGUUUAGUAUAUAGUUAUAAAACGACCGUGUUUAAGGCUAAUGGCAUUAGACGGUAAUUACUAAAAAAAUCAGGAUUAAAUACUAAUUGUACUUCAAUUUUAAUAGUUUAGAUAGAUAUAAAACAAUUUAUAAUAACUAAAAAUGUAAAAUAACAGUAACUAGAGAUGACAUUCAUGGACUUGAACCGCAGGCCUAUUCCGUAAAGGACCGUAGCGGGACGGUACUGAGACGAGGUUUUCUAGGUCCGCAAAUUUGCGGGCCUCGCGGAACAGGUCUUUGCGGGACUGGGCCUUUUGCGGGAUGGACCGAAACGGGUCAUGCAGGAUUACAUGGACCCGCAUUUUUUUUUUCAUUUCUUAUUUUACCUAAAAAAACGAAAGAGAGAGAGAGAGGGAGUGAGAAGAAAACGAUUCUUGUGACUUUUCCCCAUAAAACAUAAGGAGUUCCGGCGAUGAUGAUUCGAGCUCCGGUGAUGAUGAUUCGAGAUCUGGCGAUGACGACUCCAGCUCCAGCGAUGACGAUUCGAGCUCUGGUGGUGUUUUGAUUUGGUUUUCUCUUUUUAUUACACACAACUAUGAAUUUCUUUAUUACAAUAUGGAUUUCUUGUUUAAGUUGAUUGGUUUUGUUCUCAGGUGUUUUUCUUAAAUUAAAUUUGGUUACAAUGAUAUUGUUUAGGGGAAAAGUUAAUUGUAUAUCAUGUCACUUGUAUAAUUUGACGAAGUGAUUCACGAUUUUUUUUUAAAUCCAAAGAAUUACAAAGAGAGAUGGUUUGAUGAAAACAUACACUUGAGCCAAGUUAUUACAAAGACAACAACUCAAUCAGAUUCAAACUUAAUAAAAUCUUAGGCUGAUAACAAAAAAAAACUUUUAACUCAAGAACGCAAGCACAAACAUAGGUUUAUGGCAUUGAUUUUGAUAAGGCUUUAGUGAAUCUUAAUGGGCUCUCUUCAACUCUCUUACACAACUCUUCAACUUGAACAUUUAUGAAGGAAGCUGUAGUAGGCGGUUUGAUAAGGAGGCAUCCCGCGGGACGGCCUGCGAAGGCCUAUAUGUUUUGCGAUACGGGUUUGGGCCGGCAUUUUGAGGACCGCAGUCCGCGCGGAACAGGUCCGCUGUGACCCACUCGAUGACUAACCCGCCGCGGUUCGGGACAGGAUGGGUAAACCUGUUUGACAUCUCUAAUAGUAACAGAGGUAAACUAUUGUUUUAUAAAUCAUAAAAAAGUAAUACUCCAUCUGUUUCUAAAUAUAAGAUUCUAAAUAUAAAAUUUUUUAGGUAAAACACAUUUAUUAAAAAAGUUACUUUUUAUCUAAAAAAUCAAACAAGUAAUAAAAAGAGAAUAUGAGUCUAGGUGUUGAACAGAGAUUUUAGGAGAAGCUGGUGGUACCGUCUACGCUCGAUGGUGUUGGUAUUGCUCAGCUUUCUACUAUUUUUGGUUAUGUACAUAAGAAAGUUGUGUGCUUUAUGGAUCAAAGACUGAUUUUUAAUUAUUUUUUUUGUUAACUUGUGAUUGUUAAGACGACAAGAAGACUCAUUUGUUGUUAAAAAAAAAUAUUUGGUUGUAACUCAGAUAAAAUGGAUAGUGGUUAGUUGAGAUGACAGGUUAGAGCUACACGAGCGUCGAAAAUCUGAAGAAAAUUUCCACAGCCCAAGCUUCUGUCAAUUAUGAAGGUAACGGUGGUAGGUAUAUAUGCCAGAUGACGUCAGCCUCUGAAACAUUAUCUACGAUACUUCAGUUUGUGCUGUAUAACAUAUAAUUUGAUUUCUCAUGUACAGUAUCCUAUUCAGAUUCCAAACUACAGAAACACACUAUGUGAAACGGUAUAUACUGAUGACUGGGUAUCUAUUACACAAGAGUGAGGAUGUUUAACUCAUACAUAUUAGAUUCCUCGAAAUUCUUACUAUAUCUAGAUUAGGAAUAUUCCAAUAACAUUUGUGAGAUCAUGAAUGUUUUUAUCCGAUUGAGUCUUUCCUUGUAAUUUAACUAAGUUUUUGAAAUUUAUGUUAAUACAUGUGUUUGUUUUUUGCCUAACAAUCUAUUUCCCAAACAAAUUUUAAUUCCAUCUGAUCUAUUAAUUUCCUAAUAUGGUUUCAGGUUUUAGUUAGACAUGUUACUAGAGUCUGUGAAUACAGAAAUUAAGCGUGUGGAAGCUUUUUUGGAGACGAUCAGCAACAACACCAUCUCAUAAAGACACCAAUUAGUAUAAAAAAAAACACUUUUCAGGGAAAAAGUUACUUGAUCAUAUCCUUUGGUGCUAUUUAUAUGUGAUGAUUUAAUAGUGCUGAACGUUAUUUGUGAUGCUUUUUAUGUGCUGAACGUUACUUGAUCAAAAGUUACUUAAUGCAUUUAUAUGUGAUGAUUUAAUAGUGCUGAACGUAAGGUGCGUUGAGCGGUUGUGCGGGUAUCGUGGGCUUGACGUUAUGGAGUUUCUGAGAAGAAUUGUCAUAUCGCCUCAUCGGUGAUACUAACUCACUUGAAGAACACAGGACAAAGUGUUGCUCUGAUUUGAGGAAAGAAUGGUCUGUCUAUAUGCUAAGAAUCAUCACAAAUCACUGAGAUCACCUAAGUUUCUAUUUCAAGUAGGAGGACUCCAAAAUUCUAAGCACAAACGGUAGUUUUUUACAAAUUUUCACUCCAAAUAACGUUAUC
Molecule: messenger RNA, 6616 nt
Organism: Brassica napus (rape)
Lineage: Eukaryota; Viridiplantae; Streptophyta; Magnoliopsida; Brassicales; Brassicaceae
Product: transcription factor MYB111
Source: RefSeq, a predicted model, not a curated record